GACUCGAAUUUUCGCUAGCUCUCUCUCUUCCUUGGUGAUCGGUUAGGCUACCGCGUGGUCACGGGGCCGAUUAACGCUCUGAAUUCACGGUCACAAACACUACGGAAACGGUAUCCCUUUGCGAGGGUUUUAACAAAACAGGGUGAAAGGGCCGACGCCAGAACCAUAUGACUCAGUGAGCACGUGUUGGUGAGUGGUAUGCGGUGGGUUGGCAUGUUCCUGGUUGUUGUUUGCUUGUGUAAGUGUUAAAUUGGCACAUUUCCCUGUCGAGCUUUUCCGCUUGCACUCGAAGGUUAAACAAGUGAAAGUAGGUAUUGGCUUUUGGGGAGGAACCGUGAAAAUUUUCAAGUUUUAUCUAAAGUUGUUGAUUAGGAGUUUUUGGCCACGCAGCGUUUCGAUUGACUAAAAACUCCUAAUCAUAGGCCUUAGCAUCAUGGAAUAUACUUACCUGAUUAAUCAAGUAACUAAAUAGUCAAUUCAACGUCGUAGCAACGAUUUAGGGUAAGCACCACGUCAACCGAUCACCACUGAAUAGCAUAGAUAAAUUGCUAGUUUUCCAGUAGUUUCUAAGAACAAACACCAAUUACCAAAUAGAGACAACACCAAACAUGUCGAGCACUGGCAGCACUCCCAUCAACAGCCCGCGGAAAAUCUUCGGGAAAACCGCCACCUCCGACAAGAAUGCCAUGCUGGAGUACGAAAUGAACAAGAAUCUAGAUAGCAAAUUUCGUGAGAAAGCUGAAAAGGAACUGGGUGAAACGGGAGGCGACCUGACGUACACCAAGAUACGUCAGCUGCGGCAACAGUUGAAUAUCUAUGCCGAGCACCAUCAACGAGGCCUGGGAGGCCGUCGGGAUGAUUCGUUCCUGUUGCGGUUUUUGCGCGCGAAGAAAUUUGAUGUGGACAAGGCGUUUAAGAUGAUGCAAAAGUAUUACAAAAUGAAGGACGAGUACCCGGAAAUCUUCAAGGUGUCCCCCCCAUCCGAGAUGAAGUUCAUGCUCGAGAUGCAGUGCCAGUGUAUGCUGCCAAAGCAGGACGACAACGGACGGCAGAUUUAUUUAUUUAGAGUUGAGAAAUGUGAUCCAUACAAAAUUCCAGUAGACUACGUAUUCCGAAGCAAUGUGCUCGCGCUGGAGGAUGCGGUUCGGAAUCCGGAGACGCAAAUCGGCGGUCUGGUGGUGCUGCUCGACAUGGCCGGGUUGGGAUUUGCUCAUGCUAGGUAUUUAUCUCCCCAUUUGGCUCGGAAGACGGUGCAAGUCGUUCAGGAGGCUUUCCCCAUGCGCUUCAAAGCGUUCCACGUGCUGCACGAACCGUUCUACUUCGAUGCCAUUCUGGCGGUGCUGAAACCGUUCCUGAAGGAUAAAAUUCGACGGCGGAUACACUUGCAUGGACACAAUCUGAACUCGUUGCACAAGUACAUCUCGAAGGAUGUUCUACCGGUGGAAUACGGGGGCACUCAGCCACCGUUUGACAAUACGGAAUGGCGCACGGCCAUUCUGGACAACGAGCAGUACUUUAUCGAUUUGGAGUCGUACAACACGGACAGUGGGUGUCAGGACAGUUUGGACAAUGCCGAUGCCGAUAGUAUUGAGAGUUUGCAGUUCGGCGAUACGGAAACCGAGGACAGUGAGUUCGAUGAGGACGACAGACGGGUGUUGAGUCCAAAACGCACUCCACGGUCGAUGGUGAAUAUUGAGGAAAUUUUCCUUAAGAAUGAGCUCAAUGGGUUCGGGACGAUGGGCGGGGACGAUGGGAUCGAGCUGUUGGCCGAUGGCGAUCGUCCCGAGAAGGAGGUUGAGGAUGUGAAAUAAAGCGUGUCUAUGUGAAUGGAAAGCUUUUGUUUUUUAGUUUUCGUUUUGUUUCAAAUGUUGUGGGGGAAGUGCCGGACUCUUUUUUUUUAUUAUCUUGUCUCAUAGUUUACAUUAUGUUGGCUGGAGAAAGCGUUGCGUUGCAAUUUUCCUUUUGUUUUCAGGGAAUAGGAUAGAAGAAGUAUACCACGCGGUGAGCUUUGAACCAUAAGCUUUGUUUUUUAUGUAUUGUUGGAGUGUUGACGAUUUUGUUAAAUGCACUCACACUUCUUAGAUCCUUUUGUUAUUUAAUGUGUAUCUUAUGAGUGCACAUCUUUUGCGUAAGCACUCUUGAAUUGAAUAAUUGAUAUUUCAAGACUUGACUUAGGGUAGAGAACUAUUUCGGUCUAAUCGCCGAUUUUGGGCCUAUCGAGCAGAUAACAUCGAAUAAAUCCAUGAUUUCGGUGUUAACGAACCAAUUAUGCGUUUGGUACGAUUAGAUCAAAAGCUACCGAACGAAGUCAAUAAGAACGCGUGAUAUGAAUGUUUGCACCCAUUAUUCUCAAAAACAAAACAAGCGCUCCGACCGAAUCAAGUUUUAUCUUGAUCCGGUAGGCCGAAGUGAAUUUAACGGCGUUCCAACGGCGUUUCAAUGCGUUAGGCUGAGCUUAGAAUUCGUAGGCCGAGUUUGGUGUCAAGAAGCAGUGUUAGAUUUUUAACAAUAUCGCAAAAAUGUGUUACUCUUUAUCAAACCUUACGGUACGUACGGAAAGGCAACACAAUUUAGAAGGCAUCUGCAGUGAAAACAUUCCAUUUUGUGAAGAAAUUUGUGCAUAGUUGACCCAACAUUUUUUUCUAAGCCCCACACUCAUUUUGUGGGGCUGAAUUUAAGAAAUAAUUAUUGUUAUUUGUUAUUUAAGGUUUGGGCUGCACGUGUGUUUAACGAAAUUUACCAUUUUCGUAUAUUGUUUAUGCCAUGAUGUUAAGAUUUGGAGAUAACAUGGUGACAUUGUGGAAAACAUUGCGUAAUUUACGUUUGCCAUGUAGAAAAAUAUAGGGAGCAAACCUGUUUUGGACCAAAAGCUGUUAAUCCGGUUGGCUUUAAUGCAUCAUAGAUUCAAGUUCAUUGAUUUCAAUAAAUUUCAUGCCCACAGUUUGGGGUAAACCAACCGAAAAAUCGGUGCCUAAAUGCAAAGAACCAAAGUCAAUAUAUCAAGACCAAUAAUUCAAAUGGCCUUAACUCCAUUUUGUAAACAAACCUUGUA
This is a messenger RNA of Ochlerotatus camptorhynchus, 3052 nucleotides long. RefSeq names its product alpha-tocopherol transfer protein-like. Gene Ontology annotation, cellular component: membrane. Gene Ontology annotation, molecular function: phosphatidylinositol bisphosphate binding. The transcript is spliced from 7 exons. Bases 609 to 1811 code for a protein of 400 amino acids. NCBI's taxonomy places the organism in Eukaryota, Metazoa, Arthropoda, Insecta, Diptera, Culicidae. The record is from RefSeq and is a predicted model, not a curated record.